Penicillium verhagenii is the source of this 1500-nucleotide messenger RNA. RefSeq lists its product as uncharacterized. Bases 1 to 1500 code for a protein of 499 amino acids. The record is from RefSeq and is a predicted model, not a curated record. NCBI's taxonomy places the organism in Eukaryota, Fungi, Ascomycota, Eurotiomycetes, Eurotiales, Aspergillaceae. Gene Ontology annotation, molecular function: IgE binding. The transcript has a single exon. Gene Ontology annotation, cellular component: extracellular region.
AUGCAGUGGCGCAGACCUAUACCUCUCAUGCUUGCCAGCAUUGAAUAUGCACUGGGCUCACACUCCCACAAGCAUCUUCAUGGACAUGGCCAUCUCAUGCCUCACGCCGAGAAGCUAGAGCCUCGAGACGUGGCCUGGACCGAUCAGAUUCCGCCCGACAUGCUCAUCGAAUUUCGCACCUUUACAACCACGGUCUACGAGGACUGCGCCCCGACAAAUACCAUCUAUGUCACCACAACCGUAUUUGAAGAUAUUUUGCUGGAACCAACGCAUCUGCACCUCGAACCUACCUACUCUGCCAUCAGCCAGCUUCAACCUUCACAGCCCGAGGCCACAACAACGGUACACAUGACCAAAACUGUGAUGGAUGUUGUGACAGAGACAGCGGCGACCACCAAGACAGCGGACUCAACUCCAGAAUACGGCAAUGGUGUCGGCAUCGACAUGACUGCGCCACCCCGAGAGGUCGUGUUUGCGAAAACAACAGGCGGAAUUCACACCACAACUACAGUUGUUGCCUCUUUAUCUGGAUUUGGCAAUGCGACUGCCACAGUUUCCAUUGACGUGACAGAGCCUUCAAGCGAGGCACAAGAGGAAGAGGAAUUUUUCAGAGAGGCAGCAGGGGGAGACGACACAGAGAGAAAAGCACCCAAGAACGUAGGAGGCAAGAAGGCGAACAUCGACGGCCACCUAGUUCCGAUGCCUACACCAACAGACCCUGCACCGGGACUUCUCCCCAAGUUUCCCGGUCUUCCACAAAUCCUCCCAGCAACAGCACUCCCAAACCUGAAUUCAAUCGGCCAGGCCCUCGAUCUGAAUGGACAAGCCCCACCACAAGAUAUUGAAUGGACCUCUCUCCCCAAGGACAGUGAAGUGUCUAUAGACGGAUUUGGAGGCCGCAGCGCCCCAAAAGGUUCCGCGGUAACCUACCAGGGCAACGUUGGUAUUCCCUGGGGCAGCAACAUCAUCGCCGUGAGCCCGACAGAGGCCCACCGCUACAACUACGUAGCUCAGUUCUCGGGGGCAAACACUGAGCCUUGGACUGUGACUAUCUGGAACAAAGUCGGACCCGAUGGCAAGAUGGAUGGGUGGUACGGACACUCUGCGUUGACCUUUGUGCUUGCUCCCGGCGAGACAAAAUACGUCGCUUUUGACGAGGACUCGGAGGGCGCGUGGGGUGCUGCGCCAGGAACACAUGGGCUUCCGACGGACCAGUAUGGUGGAUAUACGUCUACCUGGGGAGAGUUCAGUUUCGGUGAUCUGGAGAACAGUGGCUGGUCUGGGUGGGAUGUGUCGGCUAUUCAGGCGCAAAUUGCUCAUCAUGAUGUGCAAGGGAUGAAGAUUUGUCAGACUGAUGGGAAGGGAUGUUCGUCCAUCACCCCUGGUGCCAAGAAGGUUGUCGAUGCUUAUACACAAUCUGAGCGACACAGUGAUGGGAUUGGAGGUGCUGCCUCUCCGGGGCCUGUACGGCUAGCUGUGAGUUUGGAUUAUCAAGAGUGA